Molecule: messenger RNA, 663 nt
Organism: Cajanus cajan (pigeon pea)
Lineage: Eukaryota; Viridiplantae; Streptophyta; Magnoliopsida; Fabales; Fabaceae
Source: RefSeq, a predicted model, not a curated record
AUGCAAAGUGGACGUGGUGGAGUUUUGAACCACGUGGUUGCAGCAGCCUUGACGGGAGUGCCCGAAGUGCUUGAUCGGUGCUGUGUGAAGAGCCACAGCAAUCCAAUCUCACGUGAGGGUCUAAUUGGUCUGAGAAAAGGUUUCCAGGCCUUAUAUCUUCAAAUGUCUACUAUAUCACUUCGUUCUAUACUUGCUGAUGAAAAGUUGGUUGGAUCCAACUUUGAUGAUUGGUACCGUACAUUGAGAAUCGUUCUCAUGCAUGAAAAGCUUAUUGAUGUGAUUGAUAAGCCUGUUGUACCUCAACCUGCUAAUGGAGAUGAACAGGCAACCAAUGCUUAUAAAAAGUACUUGGAAGACUACAUGAGCACCAAAUGCCUCCUUUUGGCAUCUAUGAGUUCUGAACUUCAGAGGCAACAUGAGGACAUGGACCCAGUUGACAUUAUUAAUCAUCUUAAGAAGAUGUAUGGUGGACAAAGUAGAACUGCUAGAUUCCAGCUGUCUAAAACUUUGUUUAGGUCCACAUUGACUGCUAAUGCUGAAGUAGGACCCCAUGUUCUAAAGAUGAUUAGUCUUAUAGAACAGCUUGAGAAGUCGGGGUGCAAACUUGGAAAAGAGUUAUCCCAAGACUUGAUCUUACAGUCACUCCCUGGGACGUUCUCAUAA